Acromyrmex echinatior (Panamanian leafcutter ant) is the source of this 1245-nucleotide messenger RNA. RefSeq names its product coiled-coil domain-containing protein 39. Gene Ontology annotation, cellular component: axoneme. NCBI's taxonomy places the organism in Eukaryota, Metazoa, Arthropoda, Insecta, Hymenoptera, Formicidae. The record is from RefSeq and is a predicted model, not a curated record. Gene Ontology annotation, biological process: epithelial cilium movement involved in determination of left/right asymmetry; inner dynein arm assembly; cilium-dependent cell motility.
AAUGAAAUUGAUGAAAUGAGAUUGAAUGGUACAAUGAUAAAUUGUCAGAUCAUCUUUGACACAUAUAUUCGUCUUUGUUCACAGACGCUUAAAGAGCGUGCAGCAGAGAUUACAGCGCAGAAAGAGGCGUUCGCCAUACAGAAGAGGAUCGCUGACAACGAGUGCUCUGAGCUGCGUACUGCUAUUACUGAUAGAAAAAGCAGGAUACGGCAGUUGCAGAUGCGAUAUGACAACAGCGUCGCGACAAUAGGUACUACUGUGGAUGGGGCGCCGAUGAACACUGCAUACUUAAAGAUACAAAGUGCUCAAGAGCGGUACAUGCUGCGAGAACAAGGCGACAAAUUAGACGAAACAAUCAGACGAACAGAGCAGGAAAUACGUAGCAUGGAAAAUACAUUGCGUGUAGUAAACGUAUGUAACGACAAAUAUAGGGACAGCAUGAGCACAGUUGAUCAGGACGGACCUGAAUGGACGGAACAAAACAGACUCGAUGAGCAGAUGCAUAAUGCACGACAGAAGCUAUUGCAAAAACAAACACAACUGCAACGAUUGUUUGAUAAAUUACAGAAAACGCAGAAUGAUUAUACUCAAUUGUUCAACGAUAUCGAAAAAAGCAAAGAAGAAAAGGAAAAUAAAGAACGUUACUUAUCAGGUAUUGAGAAACAAAUGGCAGAUCAAGAAGAGAAGAUAUCCAGAGCCAAUAAGAGCCUUCGUAAGGUACAGAAGGAUAUAAAUUUAUAUGUUUCUAAAAGGGACGAUGCUGUGCUUCUGCAGCAGAGAGAAGUGGAAUUGCGAGAGCUUCAAGAACAAAACGCCUUAGUUCUUCAAGAUAUCGCGGAGUUCACGAUUCGUCAUGUAGAAGCUGAAGCGUAUGUUAAGAAAUUGCUGAUAACUAAGAACAUUGAGUUACCAUAUUUUCCUUCAUCGAUUAAAUCGCCUAGUUCCACAGGCACGAUAGAUCAUUUGAAGAGUACGAGUCGCAUAAGUGCUUUUACAUCAUCAAGGGAGAGUAUCAGUAGCGUAAUUAAAAUAGAGCCGCAAUUUGAGGAACCGAGUAACGCAUCGAGGAAAACUGCAAAGCAUCCCACAUCUGAAGAAUCGCUUGCUUUGUCAAAGCGAUCCACUAUUGCACACAAAAAGCAACAAUUAUGGAAAAAAUUAUAAUAAUAAUUUCGAUAAUAUAAUAAUUCAAAUUGGGCAUUUAUAUGUUAGUUCGAUAUUAGCUAAAAUAAAUGUAACGCAUGG